This is a messenger RNA of Phyllostomus hastatus (greater spear-nosed bat), 6669 nucleotides long. It is a transcript of the gene GABPB2, whose product is annotated as GA binding protein transcription factor subunit beta 2. Lineage: Eukaryota; Metazoa; Chordata; Mammalia; Chiroptera; Phyllostomidae. The record is from RefSeq and is a predicted model, not a curated record. The transcript has 9 exons. Gene Ontology annotation, molecular function: transcription cis-regulatory region binding; protein binding. Bases 227 to 1546 code for a protein of 439 amino acids. Gene Ontology annotation, biological process: positive regulation of transcription by RNA polymerase II. Gene Ontology annotation, cellular component: nucleus.
AGAUUCUCCACUUCCGGGUCCGCCAUUUUAUUGCCUCCAUUUCUCCACGAGGGGGGUUAAAGGCCCCCACAAUAUGCAUAUAUGAAAAGGCCAUAAAGUAACCGUCACUGACAGGGAGUCUAAACUAGAGAAGGAAACGAGACCAAACUGGCGGGCUUGGCGAAAACGCUGCCGGCAGCGUCCCGGACGAGGAGCUUCCUGAAAACUUUUGUUCCUAUGCAUAAAGAUGUCUUUGGUGGACUUAGGGAAGAGGUUGCUAGAAGCAGCAAGAAAAGGCCAAGAUGAUGAAGUGAGAACAUUGAUGGCAAAUGGUGCCCCAUUUACCACAGACUGGCUUGGAACAUCACCCCUCCACCUUGCAGCCCAGUAUGGUCAUUAUUCCACAGCAGAAGUGCUCCUGCGAGCAGGCGUUAGCAGGGAUGCGCGAACCAAAGUGGACAGAACCCCCUUGCAUAUGGCUGCAGCUGAUGGACAUGCGCACAUCGUGGAACUUCUUGUUAGGAAUGGUGCAGACGUGAAUGCCAAGGAUAUGCUGAAGAUGACAGCUUUGCAUUGGGCCACAGAGUACCACCAUCGAGAUGUUGUAGAGCUACUUAUCAAAUAUGGAGCUGAUGUCCAUGCUUUUAGCAAGUUUGAUAAAUCUGCCUUUGACAUAGCCCUGGAGAAGAACAAUGCUGAAAUUCUGGUCAUCCUUCAGGAAGCAAUGCAGAAUCAGGUGAAUGCUAAUCAUGAGAGAGUCAACCCUGUGACUAUGGCUACCCCAUUUAUCUUCACAUCAGGAGAGGUUGUCAACCUCGCUAGCCUUGUCUCUUCAGCCAACACCAAAACAACCUCAGUACACUUCUCAAAUUCUACCACCUCAGUGUUGGCCACCCUUGCAGCUCUUGCUGAAGCAUCAGCCCCCCUCUCCAACUCACACAGAGCCACAGCGAAUUCGGAGGAAAUCAUAGAAGGAAAUUCUGUUGACUCAUCAAUCCAGCAAGUGGUGGGGAGUGGAGGCCAGCGGGUGAUCACCAUAGUGACUGAUGGAGUCCCUCUGGGUAAUAUACAAACUGCAAUCCCUACUGGAGGCAUUGGCCAGCCAUUUAUUGUAACUAUGCAAGACGGACAGCAAGUUCUAACUGUACCUGCUGGUCAGGUUGCAGAAGAGACUAUAAUUGAAGAAGAGGAAGAAGAAGCAGAGAAGUCACCAUUGACUAAGAAACCAAGGGUAGAAGAAAUGACAAACAGUGUGGAGGAAAGUCAGGAAGGCACUGAAAAAGAGCUACUACAGCAGCAGCUUCAGGAGGCCAACCGAAGAGCCCAGGAAUACCGACACCAGCUCCUAAAGAAAGAGCAGGAGGCAGAACAGUACCGCCUCAAACUGGAGGCCAUGGCCCGACAACAGCCCAAUGGAGUUGAGUUCACCAUGGUUGAAGAGGUGGCUGAGGUAGACGCUGUAGUAGUCACAGAGGGGGAGAUGGAAGAGAGAGAGAUGGAAGUGCCUGGGGCAGGAGGGACCACAGAGCCUCAUACUGGAGUUUCCAUGGAAGCUGUUUCAUCUUAAUGUACAAGGGCCACAAUUUGUACUGUAUCCAUCUUUUUCUCCUUUUUAAAAGAAAAUACAGAGGACAAACCUUGUAUAAAAAUUAAGAAUGUCCUUAAGAAGAAAACUAUAGCAGGGUACAAUGCUCGGGCUCAGGAAGGCUUUCUGUGCAACUGGAGAUAACAGAACCAAAUUAGGGAACACUUCUUCUGAGGGGCCAGAAUAAUAAGGACCAAAUUUCUCAGCUUACAUCAUUGCUUUAAACAUAGAGGUAAAAGAAUGCUGCAUGUUGUAUAUUGAUUGUUUUUUAAAUAACUCACUUUUUAUCAAAAGAUUUUACUUUUAUCAAAAGAUUUUUUAAGAUAUCAAAAGAUUAUUUUAAGAUAACAUUCCUACUAUGGACACGCCCAGAUCCCUCAAUAGUUGUACCAUCAAGUGACCUGAAAAUUUGCCUUAGAUGUGUGAUGUGUAUCUGUUACAGAAGAAAAGUAAUUGGGAGGGAGGUUCGGAGCAAGCUUUGGGAAAGAAGAAGGAAUAUAUUCCACUUCCAAAGGAAUAGGCGCUCCUCACUAUCCUGAGUUCAUUUCAUGGGAAAGGAGUUCAUGAGUAUCUGCCUAAACUCACAUCCAUGGUGUGUCAUAGCUCAGCUGCCAGUUUUAAGAAACCAAAAUAUAAUAUUUAAAAACUGGAAAGGAACAAAAACUUGUUUAUGUGAAGUGUAUAUAAAUCCAGAAUCCUCCAGGCUGUGCUUUCACAGCGCUGGAAAGUGGCCAGACAGAGGCUUUUGGGGUUAUGAAACAAUCUGGUGUUGAGAUAGAAACUUUGCUCUGACUGCAUUUUAUGAAAUUACAAUCAGGAUGAUAGUCUGUUGUUAGAACAACUCACUUCCAAACAUUUAUUCAUGUAAUAUCAAGCUUUAAUAGCAAUUCUUUAAUUUUAUACAGUAUUGCUAAGUUUUCUGAGUGUGCCUUUCUGUAGAACUUACAUGGUAUCUCUUAUAUGCAAUAAAAGAAAGGGGUGGGAGAGAUGAAUGCUGGGGAUGUCGGGUAGUUUUGUUGCCUUUUGAUUCGGGAAUGAGUAAAUUGCUCUGUUCCUUAAGGUAGGACCUUAUGCAGAGCUUUUGUGCCUUAUAGGUGUGUGUGCCUUCUGCAAUAGGUGUUAGUGUGUGCUGGCAAAGGGAAUAAGAAUUGUCAGUGUCAUAGAGUAAGGAACCAAAGAUUCUGGCCAGAUACUUAAUGUGCUUCACUCCCUUCUCUCUCACUAUGCCUGCUCCCUUUGCCUAGACACUUCUGGAAAGUGUUUCAUUGCUGGGGGUUUCUUUGUGUGCCGGCUUGGAGUCAAGAAAGGGAAGUGUAAAUGAAGAGAGAGUGGUAGUGGAGAGGUUACAUUACAGAUGUUAUGCCUUUGAAAUUGGGCCCCCAUCAUUCUUGACUUGCUUGCUUGCUUUGUUGUAAAUGACAAGAAGAAACUAGAGGGAGAUGUGCCAAGUAAAUGUUGAAUGACUGUUUAGAAGAUGGUUUUCUAAAUUAGCGAUCAUGGGGAAAACAUUCAUUUUUAAUUUGGAGUAAAACUUGACAGUUAACAUGGUUCUAUGUAUCUUGAUCAGUGAAGUAACUUGCCACAGCUUUCCAGAGGUGAAAAAUCAUUUGGGGCUCAAAAAUAAACUGAAAACAUAACUCUCCAAACCAAGUUUAACAAGCAGAAUUGGCUAUUAGAGUCUUCUAGGCAAAAAUGUCAGUUUUAAAAUUAAUUUUGAUGACUGGCCACCUAAGCUUUGUUUUCCCCAUGGGCUUGUGUGCUGAGUGCUUCUCAGGUGGCCAGAGAUUACUUUGGGCUGUUGGGGAUGAUGGAGAAAUGCAGUGGAGGAGCCUAGGUAAGGGUGAGAAUAAGAGGGUAAAAUUAAGGUAUCUGCUGUCACAUUAUCCUGUUUCUGCUUGUGAUGUUUCAUUUCGUUUUGUUUUGAGUCCUUUUAUGAACCAGGUGCUAAUGAUAAGCUGCUAUUGUGUGCCAUUUCAGAGCCUUAGCUUUACCAUAGUUGGACCAAGUGUCAUUUUAGAUGUAUUUUGUUUAUGUUCUUGGUGUGUGUGUUAACUUUAAUUCCUUUUUUUUUUUCUUUCCUGUUAAGGGGGUUGAGUUUAAUGCUGCAGAAGAUAUCCAGGCCUAACCAUCUCACUCUAAGGUAGCUUCUGAUUGGGAGUGGGGAGUUUUCAUCCAGCACUCCCUUUUGAGCAUACAGAGUCCCUGCUGUUUUGGGGAACUAUUUAUCAGUUCUUACUUAUCCUUCUAUAGGAGGCUGUCCUUCCCACACACACACACACACAAAAUCUCUAAUCCAGCCCAAGGCAUUUCUGAGGAUGGGGUCUCUGAGACUGGGAGUUAGAGGAGAGGUUGGGAUAGGGGGAGAGAGAGAAGGGAAGUGUCUGGAAAGGGUAGCAAAAAGUUACUUGUUUUUAUUUACUUGGAAUAGACCGUUUAGCAUCCCAGAGAAGGGAGUAAGAUUUGGCCUCCAGUUGUAUUGCCUUGGAGAGAAUGGUAAGUCAGGAUCCCUUGAAAUAAUUAGAAGUUGAACAUUAAAUGCAUUAAAGUCAAUACCAUUUUAUGAUUUUGCAUUUAUCUCAGGAUCAUCCAUGGAAGUUGGGAAAUGUUGCUAGAUCUUCUAGGUUAGGGGAUUCCAGUUGGCUUAUUUAUGGCAAGGUUGGAUUACAGAGAAUCAAAUAACAGAUAAGUGGUUCAGAGUUGGUACUUGAGCAGAAGACACCUGGAGCCUAGGAUGGUUGCCUACUUUAAAAUAAAGCUGCUUUAAUAAUAUCAGUAUUAAUAUAGGAAAUUUACACUGUACCUUUGUAUUUUGAUCUUUAGCCUACCCCCUGCCCCACCAAGAAGAGAAAAAAUAAAUCUUAACAUUUCUGUUCUUGUUCCUUGGCUUUAGGGAAAUUCCUUAUAUAUGUGUAAAUGUACAUUCUCUUCCUACCACUACCUCUGUGGGAUCUCUUCAUUGUAAUGCCAGAGUUGAGGUCUUUUAACUGAAAUAUGGGAGAACUGGGCUUUAGGUUUUCUGUGUUUUGAACUUGGUGCCUUAAAAGAGGUUCUUUUUCUCUGUCAGAACUGUGUUCAGCUAUUUUUGGCUUUGCCUUUCCCCCUUCCUCAGCCUUACCCUUACAUAUUUAAAAUCUGUGUGUCUGCCCAGUAAUGUUGGGAAUAUAUGGCAUGCUGAUGAUUUUCCUCAUGCCAAUGUAAAAGCAAUGAAUUUUACCAAAGGGCUCUCCAAUUGAAGUUAGAUAUUAUGUGACCAGGGCAUUUUUAGUGCCCCUUCACAGGGUGUAUAUUUGUGUAUAUGUUUAUAAAGAUACAUGGACUUUCUCACUUUUUUCUUAUUUAAGGUUCAAUUCUGAAGUACCUGGUAUAACCUGGAAUUUUUUUUUUAAAUUUCAUGAAAUACAUGAAAGAGAGUUUCUUUGGAUUCACUAAAGGGGCUGAGGGGAAAAAGGCAUUGCUUUGGCCCUUCUCUGAGAGGCGUGCUUUCACAGGCAGUGAUGAGAAACCUGAGGAGUGAGAUCCCAGGGAGAACCAGUACCCAGCUUUACAGAGAUUUGUUUAGCAUUUAGUGUGAUGACACCAUGUAAACCGAAGGAUUCAGAGCAGUGUCAGGGUAGAGAUGGAGCUGCCCUUCUACGGAGCAAGCCUCCUUUCCACUCCCGUGGCAGCUAUUUUGACUGGCACUUGCACAAUCGCAGACCUCUGAAGAAAGAAACCCUGGAUAAAGUGCCAUGGCAGAAGGAGCAGACAUUUUCUACAUCUACUUUCCCAGUUUAGAAUUUCAUCCUUUUGAUAGGGAUUAUUUUAAGAAAAUUUGUGUUGCCCUCUCCUAACAACAUUGUGGACCAACAGAGCUGGAAGAUCUGAGGCACAUCGUGAACUCUUCCUAGAAGUUUAAUAUUGAGUGGGAAUCAGUUUUUGUCCCUAUUUAUUGGAGAAUGGCCUCCUAUUCUGUACUUCUUGUGCAGACAUCUCUUUAUGGGCAGAAAAGGAGAUUAAGAAUGGAAUACAGCCCUGGCUGGUGUGGCUCAGUGGAUUGAGCGCCAGCCUGUGAACCAAAGGGUCAUUGGUUUGAUUCCCAGUCUAGGGCACAUGCCUGGGUUGUGGGCCAGGUCCCCAGGAGAGGAUGCACAAAGGGUAGCUACACAUUGAUGUUUCUCUUCCUCUCUUCCCCUUUAUAAAAAUAAAUUUUUAAAAUGAAUGGAAUACAUGUCAAUACCAUGUAUAUGCUACUCUAGACUCUUAAUCUGUCUCCUUUUUAUGUGAUGAAUAUUUUCCCCUUCUAAGUUCGCACUCUUAUUUCCCGUGCUAAUAUAUUGAGCAAGAAGGAUAUACAUUCGAAUUACAUAGCUUUAGACCUCUGGUGCUGCCUUUUAUUUUAUUUUUUGAGCCUCUCUAGGAUUAGAGGGUAGGGUGACAUUUCUAGACUCUACAGCAGCAAGUUCGCUUGUUAAUGGCAGGAAAUUGUGAUUCCCUAUCUCUCUGUUUUCUCCCCUUCCCCCUCUAACUACUUCUGCUUCUGUGACCCCAUUGUUCUUAUCUCAUAGUCUUUCCCAGGAACUAGAACUUAAUUACCAGGUCAUUUAUGGUCCGUGGACCUUGUCUGUCCUCUUUCCACUUCCCUCUAUUCCAAAUACAUAUUUUCUGAAGUUUAUUCUGAAGUUUCUGUUUAUUUCUGUUGCUUCUGAGAAUUUAGGUCACAGUCUCCUAGAUGGUUUCAGGCAGUUGGUUUCAGGCAUCUUGCUCCAUCAGUAAUGAUGGCAGCUUCAUUCUCUGGCUUGGCCCUGUCUCCUGUCCUCUGCCAAGGCCAUUCAUGUUGGGGCAGGAGGUGGGGAGGUAGGUGAUUAGGGGGGAGGAGAGAAAGAGUGUGGGUGGGGUGCCUCUGUUUUUCAGGUUGUCUGACAGCUUUAUGUACAGUAUGUUUUAGGAAAACUGAAAUAUACUUUUAUUUAGGGUUUUAAUAAAAUAGGGUUUGAUUUCGAUGAGCAAGUUUGUGUGUGUGUGAUUGAGCAUUUGUGUGUGUAUAUACAUCUAUACAGAUCUAUAUUAUAUAUACAAUUUUUGUACUAUCAUUUAAAAUAAAAGUGUUUCUUAAUAAAAUAUCAAAG